AUGAGUUUUAAGAUGGAAGAAUUAUACAUUGACAGCACAUUGAUGAGCCUGAGCCUGUUGCUUGUGGUGGGGUAUCACGCGCAUCUGUGGCAAUGCUUGAAGAAGAAACCUGAGAAGACGACCUGGGGAAUCCAGCGGGAGGGCCGCAGAGCGUGGCUAGAGCUGGCGCUGCAGCUGGAGGGUGGCAGCAUGCAGGUGGUGCAGAUCUUGAGAAACAAUCUGAUGAUCAUAAUCCUCAGAGCUUCCAUAUCAAUCGCUGUAAGCUCCUCCGUGGCAGCCCUCACCAACAAUGCUUACAAAACCCAACAACUAUUCCGAAGCGGAACUCAAUCGAGCGCCGCCAAUAGUGGGCUGUUCGCUGUGAAAUAUGCGGCCGCCUUUGUGGUGUCAGUGUCGAGCUUCCUAUUCAGCUCAUUUGGGGUGGGGUUUCUGAUCGACACCUGCAUGUUGGUCAGCACUGCAACUGCAAGCACCCACAUACAGAGACUGGUGGACACAGGGUUCGCCUUGGCUUUUAUAGGCAACCGCUUGAUGUGGCUCAGUUUCGCCCUCUUGUUAUGGUCCCUUGGUCCUAUUCCGGUCGCCCUCUGCUCCUUCGCAUCGGUUAAAGUUGGUAAUGUUGAUGCAUUACACUUGAUUUUAGUUGUAUACUCCAUUAUGAUAAAGUUAGUGAUUGUUGGGCAUUGGCCUGAGGUCACUCGCCUUUCGCCUUAG
This is a messenger RNA of Cucurbita moschata (crookneck pumpkin), 714 nucleotides long. RefSeq lists its product as uncharacterized. Bases 1 to 714 code for a protein of 237 amino acids. The record is from RefSeq and is a predicted model, not a curated record. The transcript has 2 exons. NCBI's taxonomy places the organism in Eukaryota, Viridiplantae, Streptophyta, Magnoliopsida, Cucurbitales, Cucurbitaceae.